This is a messenger RNA of Penicillium verhagenii, 3210 nucleotides long. RefSeq lists its product as uncharacterized. Lineage: Eukaryota; Fungi; Ascomycota; Eurotiomycetes; Eurotiales; Aspergillaceae. Gene Ontology annotation, molecular function: transmembrane transporter activity; zinc ion binding; DNA-binding transcription factor activity, RNA polymerase II-specific. The transcript has 11 exons. Gene Ontology annotation, biological process: regulation of DNA-templated transcription; transmembrane transport. The record is from RefSeq and is a predicted model, not a curated record. The annotation marks the transcript as partial.
AUGGAAUCCACCGUGCGCUCGCCUCUGCCUUAUGGAAAUGCCUGUGCCAGCUGUGCUCGUGCCAAGUGUCGUUGCGUCCCCCGGAGGGGUGGGGGCAGCCGCUGUGAAAGAUGUCACCGUUUGAACAAGGAGUGCCGCGCUCCUGAGGGACGUCGCAAGACCCAGCCCCAGACCUUGUCCAGGUCGGUUCAGCUGGAACGGAAAAUGGAUGGCCUGAUGUCACUGCUGACCUCCUCCUCCGGCGUUCGGACAGAUCUGCCAAUUCCAAUUCGAGGGCAAAUUGAUUUUGAAUCAGAAAGGGAAGAUGAAGAAACAUUAGCAAUUGAAGAAGAGUCUCUGCACACUUUUCGAACUCAGCGGCUGCAGUUCCUCCCCCUGAUCCACAUACCGGCCACAACAACCGCUCGUGACCUGAAACGGCAGUCGCCAUUUCUGUGGCGUUGUAUCAUGACUGUGGAAAGUAAGCAUACAGCACGUCAAGCAGCCUUGUGUGUAAGGAUCCGGGAGCUGGCGGGGAAGCGGCUGCUGGUUGAUUGCGAUAAGUCCCUGGAUCUAUUGCAGGGAGUGUUGGUCUAUCUUGCAUGGAUCACGUUACACAGCCAGCCACAAAAGUCAUCGCUCUGUAUCUAUUCCCAAAUGGCGAUCGGGCUAGUCUUUGAGCUCGGCCUCGACAAGCCCGCGCCUCCGGAUCUUAGCAUGACAGUCUCAAACUCCAAUGCCGUAGGCCAUGUGCCGGGUUUGAAAGCAUCGAUUUCAACUCUGCGCACAAUGAAUGAACGCCGGGCGGUAUUGAGCUGCUAUGUGCUGACAUCGAUAAUCGCUCAGUUCCUGGGUCGAAUGGAUCCAUUGCGAUGGACCCCGCAUAUGAAGGAAUGUCUUGAUCUCUUAGCGCACAGUGAAGAAUCGCCUGGUGAUGGGGUGCUAGUCCAGCUCGUGCGCACCCGACUUCUCGCGGACCAAAUUCUUCAAGGUCCCUGGAGCGAGGGCCUGUAUGGCCUCAAUGCGACGCAAAACCUAGCUGCAUUCCACCUCAAGGCACUGCAGUCACGGUUGGAGACGAUCAAGGCCGAGAUCCCCAUUCAACUGGCUGAUAACAAACCCAUUCUCUUUCAUUUGUACGACACUGAGCUUAGUCUUUAUGAGGUCGCUCUAGUAAAGCCCCUUGCAGACGAAGAAUUCAGCCCCCAGCGACUCGAUCACCUCUACGCCUGUCUCCACGUGGUGAAACGGUUUUUUGAUCUAUUUUUUACAAUUCCCCCAGCUGGAUACUCGUCCCUGGCACUCUCUUAUCUUACACAGGUGUCGCACUGCUUGGUCACCCUCUUCCGCCUAUCGACCUUGGACUACCCGGGAUGGGACAAGAGCGCGGUGAGAAGCACGGUGGACAUACUUGUCAUUGCAGAGCAGAUUGCCACGCGCAUGGGCCAGGUGGCGGAUGCGGUUGGGAUGCGCAGUGAGGGGGCGCACGGCGAUCCGUUCAGUAAGUUGGGUAUGAUGAUGCAGAAGCUUCGGAGUGAAUGGGCAGUACUAUUACCAGAGUGCCCGGAGGUGGUAGCCGAUCAAAGCUCAGGUGAGCCAUUCUUAUCGAGCAUGGGGAUGAGUGAUCUGGAUAGCUUUAUGAACUGGUCAGAGAUGGCGUGGUUGAUGGAGGGGGUUGGGACCGGGGGAAAACGGCCAUCCAAGCUCCAUCGCGCCGCCAAUAUGAACGAAGGCAGCCAGCCACAUCUUCUGAAAUCCGAACACACCCCGUGGAACCAUGAUCUGAAUGCAGAGAACUCCAAUAAGAGCGAUGAGUACGAGCCAGAAUGGGUGGAGGGAAAGGCGCUGGUGAUGGUGAUUGCAGGUAUCACGCUUGUCGUGUUUUUGAUGUUGUUGGAUAUGUCGAUUGUUUCGACGCCGCUGACCGGGAAAUUCUACACUUACUUCUCUUCGAAGUGGACACUCCUCUCUUUUUUCAGUAUAUUCGAAGUGGGCUCCUUGAUCUGUGGGGUAGCAAACUCUUCCAAAAUGCUCAUCGUCGGGCGCGCGGUUGCAGGAAUGGGUUCAUCGGGCAUGAUGAACGGGGCGUUAAAUAUUCUGGCCGGUGCAGUGCCGAUCAAGAAGAGACCGGCGAUGAUUGGGAUCAUCAUGGGGGUGGGCCAACUGGGCUUGGUUGGAGGGCCCCUAGUUGGUGGUGCUUUUACAACUUACUCGACUUGGCGAUGGUGCUUCUAUAUGAACCUUCCCAUCGGGGCAUUAGUUAGUGCCCUGCUCCUAUUCACACGGAUCCCAGACCAAAAGCCAAAACAGCCUGCCCGAGAGAUCCUGCGUUCCGUCUUCAUGCAAAAGUUUGACUUAAUUGGGUUUGUGCUGUUCGCACCGGCCUCAAUCAUGCUUCUUCUGGCGCUGCAGUAUGGUGGGAAUGGCUACUCGUGGGACAGUGCGACAGUCAUUGGCCUGUUCUGUGGAUCAGUUGCGACUUUCGUGGUUUUUGCCUUGUGGGAACGGCAUAUGGGCAUCAAGGCAAUGAUUCCGGGUCAUCUAGUCCGCGAUAAAAUUGUUUUUUCCAGCAGUCUACUAUCCAUGAUGAUCUUUGGGUUUACGAUGACUCUCUCAUACUACCUGCCCAUCUACUUCCAGUCCGUUCGAGGCAAGUCCGCCUUGUUAAGCGGUGUCAACUUGUUGCCAACCAUUCUAUGCCAGCUAGUCAUGGCCGUGGCAUCCGGGGUGCUGACCUCAAAGCUAGGUUACUAUCUUCCUUGGGCUGUUCUCGGAGCUAUUCUAGAUGCCGUGGGAAACGGCCUGCUCUCCACAUUGUCACCUACUACCUCGGUGCCCACCUGGGCCGGUUACGAAUCACUGGUAGGAUUCGGUCGAGGUGCCAUCUCCCAGGUUCCAAUGAUCGCCAUCCAAAACGCGGUCAAAGGUGAUGACGUAUCCACUGCUAUGGCCAUGAUGACCUGUGCCCAGACCUUUGGCGGGUCCAUCUUCCUGGCCGUGGCAGAAGUCAUAUUCGCUCAGGGCCUGAGGACGAAGAUUCCCGAGUACGCCCCCUCUGUGAAUGCCGAAACAGUCAUCCAGGCCGGGGCGACCGGAUUCCGCCAAGUUGUGUCGGCGCAGGACCUUCCCGAAGUGUUGGUAGCGUAUGCGCAGAGUAUAGACCGGGUUUUCUAUUUGAAUGCCGCACUAUCCUGUGCGCAAUUUGUCUUCGCAUGGGGAGUUGGAUGGAGG